GCAGACUGAACCACUCGUGCUGACGCCACUUCUAUCUCAGGCCCAGGAAUUGAGACUUUCCAUUCUAUAAUCCCAAGUGCUGUGGACUCCGAAAUGAGUCGUGACAUAUACCAUCCUGCUUCGUCUGAGCCUGCUUUGUCGUUGUCGACGUCGACGUCUGGUCCGGAAGCGACUUCCCUGGCGGCACCUACCGAGAGGCCUACACCAAUCCAUGGAGUCCCUCUUGAUGUCUUGGAAGAGAUAUUCACCAAUCUGAUUAAUAGUUUGGUACUUGCUGUGGACGAUUAUCGCGGCGACCGUUUUCAUUCCAGCAUGCUCACUAUAUCUCAUGUGUGCGUCUAUUGGAGAGACGUAUCAUAUUCGCUCGCUUCCUUGUGGUCCUUCAUCUUCGUUCCAGUUCGAUACUUGAUAUCAAGGGAUGAGCAUUGCCGAGAACACCGAGAUGUCGACAUAUCAAUGCCGCCGGCGCUAAUCAAUGUUUAUCUUCGGCGUUCAAAGAACUACCCACUGUCUCUUUUCCUGUUCCGAAAGCACGAUGACAUGCGGAGGAAAGGAUCAAGGUCAACACAAAAUUAUACAUCUGCUACUAUAACUUCACUCCGUACACAAGCUCACCGCUGGCGCGAGCUCUACAUAUCUUCCAUUCCCUUAGAAUUCCAGGAUUUUGCGAAGCUUUUCACAGGGUUGGGAAACCUCGCAUCGCUCGAACGGCUGACCUGUGUAAAGCCCUUUGACAUAUGGAAGUUCCGUGCGUUCACCACCGCCCCGAACCUUCACUGGUUAGAUCUAGGGGAAUACGUCCGCCCGGGUAGCACAUCGUCGUCCUUCCCUUACGCCCAAAUCAGCCAUCUUAUUCUUCGGACCCUUGACUUUCAAUCGACGUCCUUAUUCCCCAACAUAACCGAUGUCACCAUGUAUGGUACUCCCCCACGUCACUUCCUCUUACCAAGCCCCAAUUUAGCAUCUAACAUCGUCUCGCUCACCAUCUGCCUCACCUACUUCACCCAAGAGCAUCUCCCCCUCUACCGACGUGACAUCUCCCUUCCCCGACUCCGAGACUUAACCAUCAUCUACGUCGGUCCCGUCAGGAAUCCUUUCAAAGCGGAAUACCUCACUCAAGACUUGAUUGCGGUAUUUUCCCACCAGAUCCAGCAUCUCACUCUCUGGCGGGUACCCAUUUGUGUGGAAGAUCUCAUAACUAUCUUGGAACCCCUUACCGAGCUCCGGCAUCUUGGUGUACAUGACCCCCUCCCACCUGUAUACAGACCGUACAGCCCUAUCUCACACGAACUGAUCCGGCGUCUUGCUACGGAUCCGUUGUUCCUCCCCCAUGUGAACUCACUGGACCUCAAGUGGCAGUGGCAUGACGUUGACGAAGGAAUGGUCAUGGAUAUGCUGCUUUACAGAACAGGCAGCGCAAGGCUCGCGAAACCGUACGUCCCGCCGUCGUAUUUGAAUAGUCUCAUCGAGCAGAUGAGGCGCUGGGUCGUCUAAUGGAGCUCUGGGCCCGAGAGUCGACCAGACUUAU
Molecule: messenger RNA, 1528 nt
Organism: Desarmillaria tabescens
Lineage: Eukaryota; Fungi; Basidiomycota; Agaricomycetes; Agaricales; Physalacriaceae
Exons: 3
Coding region: 94-1494 (466 amino acids)
Source: RefSeq, a predicted model, not a curated record